AUGCCAUUUUUACCUGGAGAAAUACUGUGCAAUAUUGCCCAAUCACUUUCAACGCAGGACCUGUUUCAAUGUUUGACAGUGUGCCAGAAUUGGUACCUUCCUUUACUAUGUCAGAUGUAUCAGCAUAUUAUUAUAACAAAUAACAGACAGGCACAGCUUUUGUUUGAGGCAUUGCAACAGCAUCAACAGCAGCAACACAUCGAUGAGGGUGGCAGGAUCAGGGUGGGGUAUUAUGUUAAAAGUAUAUCCUUUUCCGCACGACAAAGGGUCCACUUGGGAUUGGGAAUCCAACUAUUCACAAAAGACGCUGUCAAUAUAACUCAAGAAAUGCUCGAUAUCAUUGAGCAGUACUGUCCUUACAUCCGCCAACUAGACUUUGAUCACACACAAUGGAAAGAAGACAGUAAAAAGUCUCUCAGUCUUCCUUCCAAACUAUUACAUUCGUUAAGAAAACUACCUGUCGUAGAUUUCUCAAUUUAUCAAACCUACAAUACUACAGUCAAUGUACCUUACCAUGACAUAGCACUCUCUCCCACUACUGAUUUUCAGUUGACCUAUUUGACGACCAUGCACAUCCGUAACAAUACAGACUUGUUUGAACCAAUGACAUUCAAAGCUUUCCUCAUGCAAAUACCCCGAGUACGGCAUCUUACUUUUGAACGAGAUAGCAUAUAUAACAAAUACAGAACACCCAUCCUAUCCCUAGGGCUUUUGAGAACCAUAUUAACUGCCUUACCUCAACUUGAAACUUUACAAUUUACCAAGCAUUUUAAUUUUGGCAUAGAUUUGCUGUCUUCAGCACAAUUAUACUAUAAUCCGGAUGAUACUUUUUUUACUAAUCACCACCAACAACAGAACCAUUUAUUUGAUGAUAUCAACAGCAAAUGCUCUCACUCUCUGCAACAUUUGAAGCUGGAAGGCACGCUACGUUCUCAUCACUGGUUGAUCUACAUAGCACAAUCCUUGCGGCAAUUACGUUCUAUUGAUUUCGAUCUAGUGCUCAGCCCUUACUCCUCUAGCCCAUCUUUAUCUUACAAUAGUCCCAUGAUGCCAUCCACCCACUUUCUCAACGCUGUGAUUAAAGAGUCCUUCAUAAAAAUAGCGGCGGAAUGUCGACAUCUAUCUCAGAUCCGUAUUCGGAGCAUCAGCACGCCGCUAUGGCUCUCGCCCAUCUUUCUAAACACAUUAUGUCAACGGUCGACAGAUAAUACAUUGCCGAUCACAUUGGACGCGCAAUUGUAUGGAUUGGAUAGUUUAGGAGUUCAAAAUGCCAUUACAACGCUCACACAUGGCAACGACCCUCCUUUCCGGAGUAUCCAUUUGGCAUCGUUAAGACUGCCCAUCUGGAAAACAAAUUAUCCACACUCACCUAUCAAAAGCUGGACCAUCACGUUAGCGCCUCUUAUGACAAAGUUUCAUCAAACACUCACUCAUCUCGAAUUGGAUGCUGUUAGUUUAUCCUUCAACACUAUGCAACCGUCUUAUAGUAACCACAAUGACAAUCACCAUCAAACUCAACCUUUUGAACUGGAUAUUGUAUUAGACAUGUUUACCAACCUUGUUACAAUGAAAUUGAGCGGCUCAGCUGUAGAGCUUUCAAAGACGAAUAAAAGUAGUUGUAGCAUGACCACCAAGAUGCAUCUUAAAUUCAAAGAAUUACAACUCUUCAAAAUGCUUUUUACAACGGAUGUCAUGGAAUAUCUGUCAGCUUACUGCCCUCAAGCAACAAGAUUGGUGAUGUAUGAGUGUAGACAUUGGUAUCCGCGUAAAGAAGGUUAUGAUGUAACCAGUAACAGCAGCAACUUUCAAGCGAGUAAUAUAGGAAAAGUACCCUUGUACUUGAAGAAUUUGAAUCUGGAAUUCUUGGUUUUGUAUCGUUUACAGCAUGCUUAUCAAACAACUGUCGAAAGCCGUGCUCCAGGUGCUCGCUUUUUGCGCUAUACGAAUACGACAAAAGGAGGAGAACAUUGGUUCCAUCUGGCCAAAUGGACGGAAGAUCAAAGUGAAGCAUCAGCAGCAACUACAGCAACACAAGCAGCUGCUGUCAAACGGCUUACAUCCACUCACACGAUCCAGAAGAUCGUUGAACGUUCCUAUCAAUACGUUCUGGGUUUAUGUAACUUUGACUCCAACAUGUCAUCAACACCUAGUUAUCAAAGAAGAAUCGAGUAUCAUACUGAAGAGGAAUGGGAGAAAGAUCUUGCUUUAGGUUACAUUGACCUUCAAUGUAAAGGUGUCGGAAGACUCUUCAUGGAUGAAUAUAGCUUAGAUAUUUAA
This is a messenger RNA of Mycotypha africana, 2277 nucleotides long. RefSeq lists its product as uncharacterized. Gene Ontology annotation, molecular function: protein binding. Bases 1 to 2277 code for a protein of 758 amino acids. NCBI's taxonomy places the organism in Eukaryota, Fungi, Mucoromycota, Mucoromycetes, Mucorales, Mycotyphaceae. The record is from RefSeq and is a predicted model, not a curated record. The transcript has a single exon.